CGCCUGCCCCGUGGGGGACCGCAGGAAGGGCGGACGCGGAUUGGCCGCCGCGGGGACGGGGGAGCUGCGCGCCCGGGAGCAUGGAGACGGUGACCGAGGGAACGUGGGACUCGCUGCCCGUCCGGCUGAGCCCUGGCGUGGGACGGGCCUUGAGGGAGCUGGGCUUCACGCACAUGACGCCGGUGCAGUCUGCAACGAUUCCUUUGUUUAUGACAAAUAAGGAUGUGGCAGCUGAGGCGGUAACUGGCAGUGGCAAAACUUUAGCUUUUGUUAUUCCAAUCAUAGAAAUUCUUCUCCGACGGGAAGAAAAGCUCAAGAAAAUGCAGGUUGGUGCUGUCGUCAUCACUCCCACACGAGAGCUUGCCAUUCAAAUAGACGAAGUGAUAUCCCAUUUCACAAAGUAUUUCCCACACUUUAGCCAGUGCCUUCUAAUCGGCGGAAAGAAUCCCAUGGAAGACGUAGAAAGAUUCAAAGAACGAGGUGGACACAUCCUGGUAGCUACUCCAGGCCGUUUGGAGGACAUGUUCAGGAGAAAAUCGGAUGGGCUGGAUUUGGCCAGCUCUGUGAAAUCUCUAGAUGUUUUGGUCUUGGAUGAAGCAGACCGGCUUCUGGAUAUGGGCUUUGAAGCAAGUUUAAAUACCAUUCUGGACUUGUUGCCCAAGCAGAGACGAACGGGGCUCUUUUCGGCAACUCAAACUCAAGAAGUCGAGAACCUGGUGAGGGCUGGUCUCCGGAACCCUGUCCGCAUCUCGGUUAAGGAGAAGGGAAUGGCAGCGAGCAACACUCAGAAGACCCCCACCCGCCUCCAAAACUACUACAUGAUCUGCAAAGCAGAAGAAAAAUUUAACCAGCUGGUCCACUUCCUUCGCCAACACAAGGCAGAAAAACACCUCGUCUUUUUCAGUACCUGCGCUUGCGUGGAGUAUUUUGGGAAGACUUUGGAAUCCUUGAUUAAGAAUGUGAAAAUAAUGUGCAUCCAUGGGAAAAUGAAACACAAACGGAAUAGGAUCUUCACGGAGUUCCGGAAACUUCCGAGUGGCAUUCUGGUUUGCACCGAUGUGAUGGCCCGAGGCAUAGACAUUCCAGAGGUGAACUGGGUUUUGCAGUGUGACCCUCCAAGCAAUGCAAGUGCCUUCGUUCAUCGCUGUGGCCGCACUGCGCGCAUCGGGCACUUGGGCAGCGCACUUGUCUUCUUGCUUCCCAUGGAAGAAGCCUACAUCAGUUUUCUAGCCAUUAACCAAAAGUGUCCCAUGCAGGAAAUGAAACUGCAGAGCAACGUGGCAGAUGUCCUGCCGAAGCUGAAGUCUCUCAGUCUGGCUGACAGAGCUUUCUAUGAGAAGGGGAUGAAGGCCUUUGUAUCUUACGUGCAGGCUUAUGCCAAACACGAGUGCAACCUGAUCUUCAGGAUGAAAGACUUGGACUUUAGUAGCCUGGCCCGCGGUUUUGGUUUGCUGAAGAUGCCACGGAUGCCGGAGCUGAAAGGCAAGUGCUUUUCGGACUUCACGCCUGUUGAUAUUGACACGGACACGAUUGCCUUCAAGGACAAGAACAGAGAAAAACAGAGGCAAAAGCUGUUGGAGCAGCGAAGGAAGGAGUGGCAGGAGCACGGUGGGCAGAGAAAAUUCACUCGCAACAAAGCCUGGUCCAAGCAGAAAUCAAAGAAAGAGAAGAAGAAGAAAAUGACAGCCAAAAGGAAAAGAGAGGAGGGUUCUGAUGUGGAGGACGAGGAUAUGGAGGAGCUCCUGCAGGACACCCGGCUCUUGAAAAGGCUCAAGAAGGGCAAAAUCAGUGAGGAGGAGUUUGAGAAGAAGCUGCUGCACGGCGUGAAGGAGGCCCAGGCAGGAGGCUCAGACUGAAGGGUGAAAUGUUGAGCUGAACUCUCCUUUUUGAUACAAAUAAAACUGUAUAUACACAUACCAAAUGCCAUUUCACUCUUGAUAUUGUUGUUGUUGGGGCCUUAUGUUACAGCAGCCUUGUUCAACUUGGAGCUGUGCAAAUGAUUUGGGCAUCAGCUCUCAUGAGCCCCAGCCAGCACAGCUUUCAAUCAGGACAACCUGAAGCCACCGCCUGCUGAGUCAGACUGUUGAUGACCUGCUACAGGAGAUUUUUUAAACAGGAAGUGCCAAGGAUUCAGCUUGGCAAAGUGUGGGCUUUGCCAGGAAGCUACGAGUAAGGACCACUUUGCUGUUAAGAUUUUGAGCAUCAUGUUGCAAAGGUUCCCAGAUUUUUCCUCCCACCCAUGUCUUGCAAUAAGUUGCAUUCUACAAAGCCAGUGGCACAUUCUUGCUGGGUAACCUUGUCCCAGUUGCUGUGUUUAUUUAUUUUUAUUUAUCUUUUGAAUUUAUAUACCACCCUAUACCUGGAGGUUUCAGGGCGGUGUUGCAACCUAACCUACUUUGUUGGACUGUGAUGAGGCUAACAAGGGGAGAUCAUGUAUCCAACUCUGAGCUCCUUGUAGGAAGAAGGGAGCAGGAUUCUGCCGUCCACGCCUACCUGGCCUGAGGGAUUGACUGUAAGUAGUCACUCCCUAGCUGCCUGCUUUAAACAUUUUGUGUCAUUCCUUCUGAAAAGUCUGGCUUCUCUUAUCUAAGAGAAUUGAGGUCGAAUCAUCAGCCACCAACUGUUCUCCAUCAUCUUAAGCCUGCCUUCUUAAAAGAUAUAUUUUAAAAAAUAUAUUUAAUUUUAGUAUUUUUUUAAAAAAUAGUAUUUUAUUAAAGCUUUGUCAUAAUACAGUAAGUUAAAAGAAACUAAUCUAAAAAACAGAAAGAAAAAGCAAAAGCAAAUUCCUCUCUUAAAGGCAGCUCUUAGCGUUUUGUCUCACACAGAAAGUGGUGGACCCACCCAGCUUUCCUUUCUUCUCCCAGCCUCUCCCCCUGGGUGGUCUUCCCUACUCAGGGUCCUUCCAUCCACCACCUUCAUGUGUGUGUAAUCCUCAAUAAUGGUCCAGAACAGAAGACCUACGGUGAAGGGUCGGUAAUAAACUGAAUUACAAAUAAAAUCUAACAUAUCUGAA
Molecule: messenger RNA, 3013 nt
Organism: Podarcis muralis (Common wall lizard)
Lineage: Eukaryota; Metazoa; Chordata; Lepidosauria; Squamata; Lacertidae
Gene: DDX55
Product: DEAD-box helicase 55
Molecular function (GO): nucleic acid binding; RNA helicase activity; ATP binding
Source: RefSeq, a predicted model, not a curated record